CUUAAUGGUGUUUAUUUUUCUUCUAUUUCAGCCUAUGGCUGUGGAAAUCCCACCUACCCUCCCACUGCCAAAGUGGUAAAUGGUGUGGAUGCAAAAGCAUACAGCUGGCCUUGGCAGAUUUCUCUGCAGUACAGAAGUGGAAGUAGCUACUACCACACCUGUGGUGGAACUCUUAUUUCUCCCAACUGGGUCAUGACAGCUGGGCACUGUAUUUCGUCUCGCAACACCUAUCGUGUUGUGCUUGGUAAGUACGACUUAACAAAGGUUGAGAACAGCGAGCAGAUCUUCGGUACAGCUAACAUUAUUGUGCACCCCAACUGGAACAGCAACUGCGUGGCUUGUGGUAAUGAUAUUGCCCUGAUUAAGCUCGAGAGAAGUGCUAUCAUCAAUGACAAGGUCCAGCCAGCUUGUCUCCCUGCCCCUGGAGAUGUCCUGCCCAACAAUUAUUCCUGCUACAUCACUGGAUGGGGAAGACUUUACACCAACGGGCCCCUAGCCUCAAAGUUGCAGCAGGCUCUCUUGCCAGUGGUUGACCACAGUGUGUGCAGCCGCAGUGACUGGUGGGGCAGCACUGUCAAGACCACCAUGGUGUGCGCCGGGGGGGAACUCAAGUCCGGGUGCAAUGGGGACUCUGGUGGACCCCUGAACUGCAAGUCCAGUGAUGGGCUCUGGUACGUCCACGGCGUGACCAGUUUUGGGUCCUCUAGUGGGUGUAACACCAUUCGGAAACCAACAGUCUUCACCCGUGUCUCCGCCUUCAUCUCCUGGAUCAAUGAUACCAUGACGCGCUACUGAAAAAGUUAUUCAAACAAUCUGAAUACAGAGCUUAAGCAAUAAAUGGUUCUGCAAGAAACAUUGUUCUCCUUGUUUAUUGAAAUAUUUAGAUUUUAUUCACACAUCGUGAAUAACAAUUCAUGACACGUUCUGCACUCUUUCAUAUGAAACAUGAACAUCUUUCCACAAUAAACAAGACAUGUUAAGCUUAACUAAGAAAAAAAUAAAAUGUUACCCAUGCUUUAUAAAAAAUGCUAUAAUAAUGGUAAUCAAAUGUUUUCUUCAUUCUAUUGUAUUAACUGGGAUUAAUGAUUGAGCAAAAUAUUAUAUAGUAAUAUUUUUUGGUCUCAGGUGAGCAGUUUUGAAAGAAGUUGUGUCCUCUGUGUCAAUGUUAAGCUGAAAGCAUGUCAAUCAAUAAGGGAGACAAAUGGUUGGUUAAUGACAGGAAAGAAGGCUUUGAAGGCUGGGGGUAAUUUUACUGUCUGGUGAAAUAACCAAGGAAGUGCAACACUAUCUGAA
Molecule: messenger RNA, 1293 nt
Organism: Polyodon spathula (Mississippi paddlefish)
Lineage: Eukaryota; Metazoa; Chordata; Actinopteri; Acipenseriformes; Polyodontidae
Product: proproteinase E-like
Exons: 7
Biological process (GO): proteolysis
Molecular function (GO): serine-type endopeptidase activity
Source: RefSeq, a predicted model, not a curated record